GAAUAUACAUCGUUGCUGCUAAGCGUACUGCUUUUGGUACAUUCGGCGGUGCUUUGAAGAACAUUCAUCAGACACAGCUACAGACAGUCGCUGCCAAAGCUGCCCUGGAUGCAGCCGGUUUGCGUGGUGAACAAGUGGACACCGUGGUUAUCGGUAAUGUCAUUGCGAGUUCCUCCACCGAUGGCGCAUAUCUACCCCGCCAUGUCGGUCUUCAUUGUGGCAUACCCAUUGAAACGCCUGCACUUGGCGUAAACCGCCUCUGCGGCUCCGGUUUCCAGUCGAUUGUGAAUGGCGCGCAGGAUAUUCUUCUCGGCAGCGCGAAAGUUGCACUCGCCGGUGGUGUGGAAAGUAUGUCACUGGCGCCAAUGAUUGCGCGCAAUAUCCGUUUCGGCGUCACAUUAGGUGGCAACUACAAUUUGGAAGAUGCUUUAUGGGCAGGUCUCACUGAUACAUACUGCAAAUUGCCCAUGGCUUUAACUGCCGAAAAUUUGGCGGAGCAAUUCAAAAUCACAAAGGAACGCGUCGAUGAAUUCUCAUUGCGUUCUCAGCAAAAUUGGGCAAAGGCACAGAAGGAAGGCGCCUUUAGUGCGGAAAUUGCGCCAAUUAAGUUGAAGGUGAAGGGAAAGGAGGUGGAUUUUGUUAUCGAUGAACAUCCCAGACCACAAACAACAAUUGAGGGAUUGGCUAAGCUGCCGUCGUUGUUCAAGAAAAAUGGCGUCGUUACUGCUGGCACAGCUUCGGGUAUUAGUGAUGGUGCCGCUGCUGUUGUAAUUGCUUCUGAAGAAGCCGUCAAGGAGUAUAAUCUUAAACCACUAGCACGUUUGGCCGCCUACUCAUUCGUUGGUGUGAAACCCGAAAUUAUGGGUUUCGGUCCUGUGCCGGCCAUACAAAAUGUGCUGAAAGUUAGCGGUAAAAAAUUGGAGGACAUCGACUUGAUUGAGAUCAACGAAGCUUUUGCCGCACAAACUCUGGCAUGUGCUGAUGCGCUAAAAUUAGAUGUUUCAAAGUUGAAUGUUAAUGGGGGCGCUAUUGCCAUGGGUCAUCCUUUGGGCGCGAGUGGUGCAAGAAUUACAGGUCAUUUGGCGCACGAAAUGCAACGCAAGAACUUGAAGUACACAAUCGGUUCCGCCUGCAUUGGUGGUGGUCAAGGUAUAGCGGUAUUGUUGGAGUCUGUUUAAAAAAGGCUGUGAAAACUAAACGUUAAAAAUGCAUUUAUAUAUUUUCGACUAUUUUUAAACCGUGAUAAAACACAAACAUAGUUCUGGGCGUAACUUUUCAUAACUUUUAAAAUUAUAGUUAUAAAUCCUAUGUAGUUUAAAUAAAAAGUUCAAAAGAAAUUAUAACCAACCUAUCGCUCGUAAAAAUUAAAUGUAUGCACAUAUUUUUGUAACAAUACACUAUGCCAACCUUUUA
This is a messenger RNA of Rhagoletis pomonella (apple maggot), 1413 nucleotides long. RefSeq names its product 3-ketoacyl-CoA thiolase, mitochondrial-like. NCBI's taxonomy places the organism in Eukaryota, Metazoa, Arthropoda, Insecta, Diptera, Tephritidae. Gene Ontology annotation, molecular function: acetyl-CoA C-acetyltransferase activity. Gene Ontology annotation, biological process: fatty acid beta-oxidation. The record is from RefSeq and is a predicted model, not a curated record.